Molecule: messenger RNA, 2316 nt
Organism: Maniola jurtina (meadow brown)
Lineage: Eukaryota; Metazoa; Arthropoda; Insecta; Lepidoptera; Nymphalidae
Product: piggyBac transposable element-derived protein 4-like
Exons: 2
Coding region: 157-1959 (600 amino acids)
Source: RefSeq, a predicted model, not a curated record
CCUAGACGCCCAAUGUACGUCGUUUUGACGUAUAUUCUGUCGAAAAUUCGCUAUCUCUUUCUUACGUUCGAUCAGACCACCGUGAUUUCCCGAACCAACUCAGUGCCCGCCGAGACCUAACGCGUGACGGUUUUGGUGCAACGGUUUGUCAAGAAGAUGGCGUCCCGUCAACCUUUGAAUCCAGAUGAAAUAGCAUUGAUUUUGGAACAGGACGAAGAUUAUUCUCCUCAAGAUACAGACUCUGAAGAGGAAGAUUGUGUUUCGGAAGAUGAUGUCAGGAGUGACUUUGAGGACGACGUGGUUGACGUCAUAGAAAAUACAACUCCAGAAGAUAGGCUAGAGGAGCCUGAACAAACUGACCCUUCCUCAGAAUCCCAUCAACUUGAGGUAACACCAUCGUCUUCUCGCAGAAUAAUAACAUUAUCUCAACGUUCGAUUCGCGGAAAAAAUAAUAAUAUAUGGGCGACAGUAAAAGGGCGAUCUACAGGCCGAACUUCUGCAAUAAAUAUUGUACGCAUAAAUAGAGGGCCUGCUCGAAUGUGUAGAAAUAUCGUUGACCCUUUGCUUUGUUUUCAACUAUUUAUCAAAGAUGAAAUCGUUGAAGAGAUUGUGAAAUGGACAAACGUUGAAAUGGUUCGAAAACGUGAAAACUUGAAGGAAAUUUCAGCAAGCUACAGAGAUACCACUGAAACGGAAAUCUGGGCCCUUAUAGGAAUACUCACGUUAACAGCUGUAAUGAAAGAUAAUCAUUUAUCCGCUGGUGAGUUGUUCAAUGCUUCGUUCUCUGGCUCUCGCUAUGUCUCUGUUAUGAGCCGAGAGAGAUUUGAAUUUCUAUUGCGAAGCUUGAGAAUGGAUGACAAAUCUUUGCGAGCAACUCAUCGACAGGAAGACGCUUUUAUUCCUAUCAGAAAGAUUUGGGAAAUAUUCAUCAAUCAAUGUAGACUGAAUUACAUACCUGGCACACACUUAACUGUUGACGAACAAUUGUUGGGUUUCCGCGGCCGGUGCCCUUUCCGUAUGUAUAUACCUAAUAAGCCGGAUAAAUAUGGGAUAAAAUUUCCAAUGAUAUGUGAUGCUUCAACAAAAUACAUGAUAGAUGCCAUACCUUACCUUGGGAAAAGCACGAAGACGAAUGGUUUGCCCCUAGGAGAGUUUUAUGUGAAGGAGUUGACUAAAACAGUGCACGGAUCAAACAGAAAUAUAACAUGCGAUAACUGGUUUACUUCUGUCCCACUGGCGAAGAGCUUGCUAAAGGCUCCGUAUAAUUUGACAUUAGUUGGGACCAUACGAUCAAAUAAGAGAGAAAUUCCGGAAGAAAUAAAGAAUUCACGUUCGCGCCCGGUAGGUUCUUCAAUGUUUUGCUUUGACGGACCUUUGACUUUGGUUUCAUAUAAACCCAAGCCAUCAAAGAUGGUUUACUGUUUAUCGUCGUGUGAUGAAGAUGCUGUAAUAAAUCAAAAUAAUGGAAAACCUGACAUGAUAUUAUUUUACAAUCAAACUAAGGGUGGCGUUGAUUCAUUCGAUCAAAUGUGUUCCUCGAUGUCUUCUAAGAGGAAAACUAAUAGAUGGCCUAUGGCGGUUUUUUAUGGCAUGUUGAACAUGGCUUUUGUGAAUUCAUAUGUUAUUUACUGUCACAACAAGUUGGCUAAAAAAGAGAAACCACUUAACCGAAAAGAUUUUAUGAAGAAAUUGAGUACAGAAUUGACAACGCCCUGGAUGCAAAAAAGAUUAGAGGCACCUACUUUGAAAAGGACCUUGCGUGAAAGCAUAGCAAGUAUACUGAAUACAGAGGCACAACCAAUAACACAAAGUUCCAGUGGUGAGCCAGAACCAAAGAAACGACGUUAUUGCGGUUUUUGUUAUUAUAAAAAAAAAAGAAUGACGAAAACACAGUGCUCUAAGUGCAAAAAACCCAUAUGUGGAGAGCAUAACAUUGACAUUUGCCGAGACUGUGUCUAAAGACUGAAUUACACUAUGAGACUGUCAAGUAUUGAUAAGAGUACAUUUUAUUAUUAGAAAAAAUUUAAAAGUAGUUGAUUUUUUAAGAAUUUAUUUAAUUAUAAGAAAAAACUUGAGAGGAUCUCAUUUUUUGUUAAAAUUUUGUAAGUUUGCUACACAUAUCUUUAAAAGCUAUAAAUAAACAUAAGUACUGAUGAAAUUGGAUUUUUUUUAUUUCAAUACAAUGUUUUUAUAAUAAAUAAUCCACAAAUAGUACAUUACUCUAAGAACAUAAUUAAUUAUAGGCCUUUAAUUACCACACGUCAUUUUAACGUAUGAUUGGGCUUUACGACCUCAUAAAUAUAAUUGGGCUUCUAG